Columba livia (rock pigeon) is the source of this 1664-nucleotide messenger RNA. RefSeq names its product iodothyronine deiodinase 3 (gene DIO3). The record is from RefSeq and is a predicted model, not a curated record. Gene Ontology annotation, biological process: thyroid hormone metabolic process. Gene Ontology annotation, molecular function: thyroxine 5'-deiodinase activity. NCBI's taxonomy places the organism in Eukaryota, Metazoa, Chordata, Aves, Columbiformes, Columbidae. The transcript has a single exon.
UUUUGUCUGUGUAUUUUUAGGUCAUUAGAGUGGAGGGGUAGGUAAUCCCCAGGCUCAAGUUCCAGAGGGGCGGGUUCUGGCCGGAGGUGGAGUCACUUUUCAUUUAAAUCCCUGACUAUAAAAUGGGCUUAAAGAGAAGCGGGAUCUCAGCUGAGCUGCACAGACCCCGACAAGAAGGGUGCGUGGGGGGCCCCAGGCAGCCAGCGCCCUACAGCACGAGCCGCUGCGAUGCUCCACUCCCUCGGCGUUCACACCUUGCAGCUGCUCACCCAGGCGGCCGCCUGCAUCUUCCUCUUCCCCCGCUUCCUGCUCACCGCCGUGAUGCUCUGGCUCCUGGAUUUUCUGUGCAUUAGGAAGAAGAUGCUGAUGAUGCCCACGGCAGAAGAGGUGGCCAGUGCCAGCGAGGGGCCGCCCCCCGACGACCCCCCGGUCUGCGUGUCCGACUCCAACCGCAUGUUCACGCUGGAGUCGCUGAAAGCCGUGUGGCACGGGCAGAAGCUGGACUUUUUCAAGUCGGCGCACGUGGGCUCCUUAGCCCCCAACCCCGAGGUGAUCCAGCUGGACGGGCAGAAGAGGCUCCGCAUCCUCGACUUCGCCCGUGGCAAGAGACCACUCAUCCUCAACUUCGGCAGCUGCACCUGACCCCCGUUCAUGGCCCGCCUGAGGUCCUUCCAGCGCUUGGCCGCGCACUUCGUGGACAUUGCUGACUUCCUGCUGGUGUACAUCGAAGAAGCACACCCCUCCGACGGCUGGGUCAGCUCGGACGCAGCCUACAACAUCCCCAAGCACCAGUGCCUCCAGGACAGGCUGCGGGCAGCUCAGCUGAUGAGGGAAGGGGCGCCCGAUUGUCCCCUGGCCGUGGACACCAUGGACAAUGCUUCCAGCGCCGCCUACGGUGCCUACUUCGAGAGGCUCUACGUCAUCCAGGAGGAGAAGGUGAUGUACCAGGGAGGCAGAGGACCAGAGGGCUACAAGAUCUCGGAGCUGAGGAGCUGGCUAGACCAAUACAAAACCCGGCUCCAGAGCCCCAGCACGGUGGUCAUCCAAGUGUAAAAAGGACCUGGCAAAACUGAAGGGGUGGAGAGGCGAGGGGAGGGCGGGAGGAGAGGUGGGGAGGGAGAAGGCACUGCGACGCGGAUGGCAGGAGCUGUCUUCCCCGGGGACACUCGAAGGAGGCUGCUGUGGGAGCUUUGGAGGAAGAUGUGCCAUAGUCCUUUCUCUAUUCAAAUCAUGUUGAUUUGCCAGCCACGCUCUGUCAAUACUGUAUUUCCAUGUGCGUUUUGUAAAUAACUCUCUCCUCCCCCCCCCCUUUUUUUUUUUUGAGAAGCGUUUACUAUUUUUUAAGGAGGCUCUCUUCCUACGGGAUCUGUUCCCAUCUGCGUGUGUGCGCGGGUGUGCGUCUGAAAAGUUGUGUACAAGUGCUCCGUGCUGCCUAGCAAGUGCUAACUGGGAUUUCUAGUAUUUCUUUGUGAUGACCGAUUUUGAAAUGGCUUUCUUUAAUGCCAGGAAAUCGCGUCUGAUGUUGUCAAGUACUAGAACUGCCAAUAGCCAGAGGUGAACGGAAUGUCCUAUUUAUGUGGGGGGGUUUUGUAAGACGUUCGUUCACCUUUUUUUUUUUUUAUGAAUUUUUUUAAAUAAUAAAGGUUGAGUAAAUACACGUCUAA